Messenger RNA from Malus domestica (apple), 692 nucleotides. Its product is annotated as 3-isopropylmalate dehydratase large subunit, chloroplastic-like. NCBI's taxonomy places the organism in Eukaryota, Viridiplantae, Streptophyta, Magnoliopsida, Rosales, Rosaceae. The record is from RefSeq and is a predicted model, not a curated record.
CAGUUCCAGGGUCUUGUGGCAAGACUUGCUCCCAUAUAUUUGAGGAAGCUGGAUGUGACACACCUGCAAGUCCCAAUUGCGGUGCUUGCAUGGGUGGUCCGAAAGACAGGCAUGCACGCUUAAAUGAACCUCAGGUAUGCGUCUCAACAACAAACAGGAACUUCCCAGGCCGAAUGGGUCACAAGGAAGACCAGAUAUACCUCGCUUCCCCCUAUACGGCUGCUGCGUCAGCUUUGACUGGUUAUGUCACCGACCCGAGAGAGUUUUUGCAGUGGGCAGUUUUAUCAUUACAAUCUGAUCAGUGUCUGUCAUCUUUAUAUUCUGCAACUAAAUGCUAUAGCAGAGAUUACGGAAUAAUGGGUAUAACAUCCAUCGUACAAGGUUUUAUGUCUUGUGAUUGUCGGGUAGCUGCCAUAUUGUAUGUGUAAUCGUUAGAGCAUGUUAGAAUGUAUUUAUGAAACGAUGGAAUAAAGAGGGCGUGGCGGUGAACUUCUCACUCUAUGCGGCAUAUAGUCCGUUCCAACAAAGAACGGAGGUGAGUUAUAAGAGCCAGUAACACGAUCACAAUCAAUGGUGAGAUGCUACUCAAUAUUAGUAACUCUCAGAGAUUACUCUAUGUAUAACUAGAGCAAAGCUCUGAUACCAAUUCAAAUUGGUACUAGGCGGAAUAUCCUGCUAAUAAAAAUUUAAAC